AUCCAGGGGCUGGGGCUGGAGCUGCUAGCACGGUUGUGACUUAUAGGAUAGCAGGUGUGAUUGUGUCAGUGUAAGAGUUUGUGAGUAGGAGUGUGGGUGUCAGUGGGAGGGAGUGUGUGGAGCAUGGGACGUCAUCAUGUGGAAUUCUCUCCUCUCUCUCUCUCUCUCUCUCUCUCUCUCUCUCUCUCUCUCUCUCUCUCAGUGUGUGUGUGUGUGUGUGUGUGUGUGUGUGUGUCCUGAAGCAUGCCCACAGGUCACAAGUGUGUCACACAGGUGACUCUAGCUACGACAGUGGAAGCCUCUGUGUAGGGGACAGGAAGGCUCUAAAGGAGUAGAACCUGACAGGACCCUGCAGGAUGAAGGUUGAAGUUGAGAGACAGGUGAUAGGUAGAGGGUAGGGGAUAAACAGCAACAGAUAUCUGAACUCAAACUUUCUGGGGUGACCUGACUUGUCCCCAGCUGUUGUCCUUAACUGGCUUGUAUUGUUUGUAGGUCAUGCAGCUUUGGUUUCUUAGGGCUUUGGGCCACACUGGAGCUCAAAGCUCUAAUCCAAUAUCAGAUUGAAUGGGAUUCUGACUUCUAUUACUCCACAGGGCCAGGGGCGGAACUCCACUUUCAUAACCAGAGAGACAGGGGACAGGGGACACUCAUUCACACACACACAGUGCAACCACACUUCACACAGACUUACACCCAUGACCAAUGGCAUGUAUGCAGUAUACACUCAUGUGCUAGAUGCCUAUGCAAACCCACACAGCCUGGAAUUGAACCUGACAUGGCCUUUAACCCCAACCCCUUUUGCUUCUUGUACCCUUCAUUGGUCAUCUCUGAAAAAAUAGUCUCAGUAGGGGAAUACUUUCCACUGCGGGCUUCGGCUGGGGAUUAAGACAGGAGGCGAUAGGAUGCCUUUGGUUACUUCAUCUUAUCUACACAAGGGCUGUCCAUGGAGCCCAACCACAGAGCACUAUUUGGCCUUAAGGUCUGGGUCUGAAACAGCAGUUGCUCUUUUAGAGGUGAGAAGGCCAAUCUCAGCAGGCGAAAUGGGCUAAGGGAGGAUAUGAGUAAGCCACAGCUCCUGCAGCUUCCUCCAGACUCACAUUCAUGACUUCAGUUCAUCCUGCUGCAGAAGGGCGGUGUGAGACCAUGGGGCUGGACGGGGCAGUAUGCGGAGUGGGACUGGACCCGUUCCUUCUGUUCUUGGGCUUCAGUCACCCUGUCUCAGCUGCUGAGGGACAGACUUUUCAACCCUCCUCUCUCUCCUUCAGCAGUUAUGUGGAGACCAUUGAGGGAACAGUGAGUGCCUCUCAAACGCCAGGGGCUGGUACUUAGAUUUAUGGCUAUUAUUGCAUUGUUGCUGCUAGACCUCUCCGCCUCGGGCAUCCUCCUCUUCAAGGAUUUCUGGGAUGUGUCAAUGUUCAUUGUGCUUCUUUGGUUGGGAAGUUAGGGAAGAAUGUUUGUGAGUUGGCCUAAAGGCUGCCCUCCUAGUCUGUUGAAGUGGGAAAUGAGCCAGGUUCAAUUGGUCCACUAGGGUGUCUUUCCUCUGGUCCAAUCCUAGACCCAGCCCUUAGAGAUGGUUAAAUAAGGGCUGGCUGUGAAGAGCUUACCAGGCUUGCUGAAGAGAGAAGGAAGUAUUUUCCCCUUGGAUUAGGGUUUCCUGGUAUUUCAUGCUGCUCCCUCCAUUCCACUCAGUUAAGAAGAGUCAUCACUUGAUUUUGACUUCAGUAACUUUAUAGAUUACCUUUAUAGAAGAAAUGAGAAUUAAAAAAUGUUAGCUCUGAAGAUUGAAGCCAUAUUGUUUAGACUCCCCCCAACUCCCUUUUUUGAGACAUCCCAAGUUGGAAAUAUUUCAUCUAAUUUUUAAUUCACAUGUCUCAACUGUGACUUUUGUCCCUGAGCUCUGAUUGGUAACCAUGUCUUGGGGCUUUUCUCCUGAGUGGCUGGUGGGGAUAAUGGCAAUCUCUGUGCUGGUUCAGACAAUGGGGAUUGUCUAGAAUGAAUUGGGGCAUUGAUCAGCUCCCCUGCUCCGAGGGCUUCAGCUGUCAGCCCCUCUGUGUCUCAAAAGCCCUAGUGUGUGGGUGCCCUAAGGGAUUUGAUCCUUGCCCUGAACCUGGCCAUGGCUCCAUGACUGUCCCUUCCCCAUGCCCAUGUGACCCUGCCUUACACAGGGCUUUGCUGGGAGGACUGUGUCUCUUGGGUCUGAGCCCUGCUUCCCUCUGCAUGACUGAGGCCUUGUGGAGACAAAGCUUGGAAUGAAGAAUGUGGGAGUGCAGGCCGUGCAGGGGCCCAUGAAGGGUUAUCUUGGCUCCUCCACUUGGUCUGGAGGCCACAAGAUGGUGGUCAGUGCCAUCUCUUCCUACUGAAGGGGUCCCAAGACUGUCAGAUAGUCAGAAAGUCAUUCAUUCUUUCGACUGGUAGAGACCAGGGCAACACUGAGGCUAGUGCACAGCUGAUGAAAGCUCUCAUUCCUGCUGAGGGAUCUGUUUUACCUGUAGAGGCUGCUGUGUUUGGGAAGAUCCUGUGGCACGGGUAUGCUUGUGCAGAGCAGUGGUUAGAGUGCCUGAUGGUGGCCUUUCAUGCCCUGUGUGGGUGACUGCUUCUCCAGGCAUGCUAAGCCAACCAUGUUGGUGGCCAUUGCUCAUACUCAAGGCUAACUAUAUGAGAAGAAUUUCACCACAGAAGGAGAAAGCGGAAAUGCCCUGGGCCUGCUACUGGGUAAGGCUUAGUGGCUUUGGUCCUUUCUAGACGAAUGUAACCUCAAAGAGGAGACUGUACCUCUGCUGAGGAUUUGUUCUGGUUAUGCUCUGUUGGCUUCCGACACUGAAACUUGACCUAGGGAAGAGGCUUAAAAACAGCAAGAGAGUAUCAUAAGGGUGACCAGAGUGUUCAAGUGAGAAGGCCACUUGCAAUUUCCUAUUCUCUGGCUUUGGCUCUUUGAAUCUUUUGCUUUGUUGAAACCUCCUUGUCACCUUUUGAAGUGGGUACUUGCAUUUGUGGGUACAUGGAAAAAAAAGUAUAGCAAAAUCAAAUAAGGCCAAGGGUAGGACUAGCUAUCCCUUCCUUGCCAGGUCUGCCACUCUGGAGUCUGCUGUGGGGAUGGCAACUGUCCACUGAGUGGGACAGGGAACUCUCUAAUUUUGGAAGCCUGUAGGAAAAACUACCUGUUCAGGUAAACUAGGGGAGGUGCUAAGGGCUUGUCUCCAUCUGGUACUAGGAAGUGACUGUCACCAGCAAUUUUGGCUCAGCAGCAUCCUUGGCCUUCCCAGCCUCAAUUGGGGAGAGUCACCCCCUGGAACACAGAGGUGCAUGGCAAGAGAAGGCCUCAGAGACCAGGUGAGGAAUUCCCAUCCAACAUCAUAGGGUGGGGAACACUGGGGUUCUGAGGUUUUAUUCUUCCCUGGAAUAAUCUCUAGUCUUGGAAUGUAGCCUCCACCAAAACCCCUCGAUCCAGCCAGUGCAAGCUUCCCUCCUCCAGCUCUAGGUACCCCCAGUGCCAAGCUCUGGGGUGUUGCAGAUCCCCUGAGGUUGUCUUUGGGCAGACAGGACUCUGCCAGGCGUGAUGCAGUGUCUGUAGGCGUCAGCAGUUUGGCUGAGUAAUUGUGUAUAGUGUUCAGUUUGCACUGGAAAAAUGGAAGGCUAGUCUUACAAACCAAAUAUCUUGGUUUGGAAACCCUGCGAAGUGCGGCCUGUGGUCUCGAGUGUGAGCUGCAUUGUGGGCCUGUGAGCCCUACCCUGCUGGCUUAACAGAUGCCAUUGUAGGAUAGAACAUUUCAUCCUGGCCAUCUAUCCUAAUAGAGUCAGGGGUUGGUAGCAUACACUGCAGAUGUAAGAAGAAAAGCACAUAAGCUUUGCAGGCAGAAAGAUCUGAUGUCCAGUCUCAGUUUGCUGACCUGUAAAAUGGAUGCACCUUAUUAGAGCAGUGGUGAUGGAGACAGGAAAGCUAUUAGAAACCUAACAUUCCUCAUAGAAUAAACAAACCCUGAAAGACAAUCUCCCUGUUUCCUGUCCCAUCCACUUUCAUGAAAGAGUGCUGGACCGGCAAGAGAGGUGGAUGCCAGUUCUCCUCAGCCUCUGAGCUUGCUGUCUUACCUUCCCUGUAGUUUCCCUUCCUUCUAGGUAAAACAAAAGACAAGUUCCUUUCUUCUCAUCCCUCUGUAUGUUUUGAAGAUAACAAAGAAGAACUUAGGGGCAAAUCUAGAAGUUCAGUUAAUACUGACUCCCAACUUCAUGUCUGACAUAUUGAAACCCUCGUUACGCUAGGGUCCAGGUUAAACAUGAGAUAGAGGGACAAAGGUCAGUCACCAAGUCACUAUCUGACCACAUGACAAGACAGACCAGCACACUGAAGCCCAUUUGAGGGUAUGGUCCAUACAGGCUGGGUCCUUUCCAAGCGUGUACAUUGGAGAGGCCUUUCCAGAGAUGACACUUGUGCUGUGUUCCCUGAAAAAUAGGAAGUUUUAGUAACUGAAGAGGAGGAUGUUGUAGCAGAGAGACCAGCAUGUGCUCCAGUGCUAGGCUGUGUGUGUGUGUGUGUGUGUGUAUGUGUGUGUGUGUGUGUGUGUGUGUUCGUUGACACAUGAGCAGGUAUGUGUACACAUGUGUGCUUGUGGGAUGUCUUUUUCAAACUUUCCACCUUCUUUGCUGAGUGGCUGAACCCAGAGUUUACCCUUUUGCCUAGUCUAGCUAGUAAGCUUGCCCUAGGGAUCCUAUCUUUGCUUCUUGAGCACUGAUUACCACUGGGCUGCUGUCCCCAUCUGGCUUUCAUGUGCUGGAGAUCCAAACCCCAGACUCCAUGCUCAGGCAAGUGCUUAUCCUCUGAACCAUUUCCCCAGACCCCACUAAGCGCUUCUUAGCGGUAACUUGGGGGAGUUUAGUGACUGUGACUGGGGAGUGUUCAGUAAUUGUGGAAAUGAGACAGAAGACACUUCAGGGAGCUUGGAAAGGGUAUUGGGUCUUGUUCAGUUACCCAGAUAGUAUUUAUAGGCAAGGCACUGAACAUUUUCAAUGGUUGUAUAUAGAAAGGUUGAAAUCCUAGUUAAGAAAUCCCUCUUUAUCUAUGGUUUGCAGCUGACUGCAUGGCAUACCUUUUCUUUUUACCAUUCUGCUUUUCUUUCUUUCCAAUAGCAUGAAAAUAGAUCCCACUCACAUAUACUCACAUUUAUUGCUUGUAUAAUUUAUGUCUCAUGGUUAUAAAUAUGUUACCGUAAUAUAUCGCUGUGGCCAUCCUGACAAAAGCGACUUAAGGAACAGGAGGGUUUUUUUUUGGCUUGUGAUUUGAGGGGCAUAGUCUCUUGGUGAAGACAUGAACGUAGUGGCACAGAAAGUAGAGCUCUUGCUCUCAUCUGGCUUUCUACUUCCCCCUUUGUAGUCAGGGUGGUCUCUGUUCUUCAGUUAAGUCUUUCUGGAAACAUCUACAAAGACUUUCCUAGAAGUGUGUCUCCUGGCUGAUUUCAGUUUCAGUAAAGUUGACGAUAAAGCUCACAGCCCUGACAGCAUCUUCGUGUCUAUACCAUCUUCCUCCCAGAGCUCGUCUGUGGAUGCUGCUAGUUACGAUGCUUCUUCAGUCUCCUCUGCUUUCUCUCCUGACCCUUUGGUUGAAUGGUGCAGGUGGUCAUUACAAUGAAUAUCCUCUGAUUUGGGUGUUGGGUGAUCUGCAUGGCUGGAGUCAGGCUGUAUGUUUUGGGCAGGCAAAUGUGUUCUCUAGAGUCUUCAUUUCAACAAGCCACAGAAUGGGACUUCUCUGGCUCCUGGUGGCCAAGGCUGUCAUUGCUCACUUCGGGUGGUAUCUAUCAUGUUCACAGUGAAAUUGCUGUUGUCCUCAGUUGAUGAGUGACUUGUGGAGAGAUAUUUUGAGACUCUAGCCAAUACCAUAUUUGCCAUCAAACUUACAGUUAUAUAUCAGUCAUACUUUUGAAUUCAUUAUUUCUUUUAUAAUUAUUUAUUGUUAUUCUACUAUCAGACUACUCAUUUUCUCCUUUCACCUGCUCCUCCCUUUCUUCCAUCAGUAGGGUCUCAUAUAGUCUUAAUUCAUUGGAUGAGUCAAGUGCUGUGUUUAUUUUUGUUUGAUGGUCACAUGAUCUCAGAUUCAGUCCGUGGGAAGCUGAUUCAGUGUUAUAGACCAGCUUCUGUUUCUUUUCAGUUUGCUUCCAUGAUUCUCUGAGUGCUUGCUUAUUAUCUGACGUGGCGAAAAGUGAGGGUUACUCUUGAUUCUUCCUUAUCCCAUCCUUGGAAUUAGCCUUCAUUUGGAAGAGCGUGGGCUCUUUAUGGGGGAAUGGCAUUUAGAAACCCUACUGGAGGUGACCUGUGCCCUUUUUUAUUGGUGUAUAAGCUCUGUUAGCAGAGCUGGGACAUGCAUGUCUUAUUGUCUUUCACAGUAGGCCAACGCACCCUGUUGCUAAGUGUUCUUUAGAAGCGGGAACCCUGUGAACCUGACAGGGAGAGGGUAUGUUAGGGUAGGGGCAGUUCAGCACGAGCCUCUUUGAGGAGAUGUACCUAAAAAGACUUAUAUGUGAAGAGGAGAAGUUGGAAGGGGAGAGAAUCAUAGGAUUGUUUUAAUUGCACAGGGAAUAAUUAUAGGGGUCUGAGUGAGCAUGGAGGGAGUCAGGACAGAGUCAGUACUACAUAAUAAUUGGUUUGUCACAGAUGCAGACAAGGGGUCUCGCAGGUUGAAGUCUUCAAGGCCUGUCAAGCACAACACAUUCAGAAUGGAAUUCCUGUCAUUUCCCUCCUGCACUGUCAGUCUUAGGCACUCGUGACACUUACCAGGUGUUUCAGAUCUCACUGAAUGACCUUUCAGUCCCUACAGCUGCACAAGCCAGAGAGAUGAAGCCACCGUCCUCAUCAUCUCCAUACCUGCUGUGCUAGUGUGUAUUGCUCAAGCCCAUCAUCUCUCCCCAUCUUCAUCAGCGUCCCCUAGUUCAAGGUACCACUCUAGACACCUGAGUGACUCAAUCAUGUCACACUGGCUACCCUCCAAUUCCUCUUCACAAAGCACUCAAAGGAGACUUCAGAACAAUUCUGGUUUUGUCACUUUUCUACUUACAACUGAUCUUGAGAUAAAGAUGAAAUUCCCAUGUAAACUCUCCAGGUCUCCCUUUUCUGGCUCUGCCCUCAUCUUCAAGGGUUGCUCCUCUGCCUAGAAUAUUCUUCCUUUCUCUCAUCACCUGACUAAUUUCCACUUAUCUCUCAGUUCAGUUCACUUUUCACACAUCCAUGACGGGAUCAAAACCUGUUUUAUAAAGUUUUAAGACACAUUGCAGAUCCUUCAAGACCUUCCUUGCCCAUUAGGGAUUUCUGUUUUCCUGUAAUAAUAUUGUUUUGUUUUUGUUUUUAUUUUAUUUUUUUUUAAAUUUAAGGUACUCUGUGCUAUCUGGGACAUUCUACUUUGUACAUUGCUUUAUCCUGGUUGGUAGACAUUACUGACACAUGCCAUAGGGACACACUGAAUGAAUGAAUGAAUGAAUGAAUGAAUGAAUGAAUAGAUGUCGAGUGAGUGGAUGGAUGAAUGACGUGUUAUGGAACAAUCAAACAGACUAUCUAUCAUCUAGAAGAUUUGUGGAGAUGGUGAUCAAAUUCCUGUAUAAUCCCAAGGAGAGCUCUGGAGAAGGCAGCUGACCUCCAGUGGUAUCCCUGAGCUCAAGUAGGAUCUCUGUAUUUCCCACCUCUGGUUUGUUGAACACAUACAGCAUAGGAGUGGUGUGAAAGGUCGUUACCAUGGAAGGAAGGCUCCCUGGGGCAGCCUGAAUGAGUCUCCUGAUUGAUUAUGAGGAUCAGCAGCUGCCAGCAUGCAAUUCUGCGGGAUGGAAACCCAAAGGGAAUACAGAGAAUGGGGCUUACAGACCCAGCCAACCCCCAUUGUAAAGUACUAGAAUAGGCCAUGUGGUCCCUCUGGCUCACUCAUUCCUGCAUUCCUCACUCUCCUGUCAUUUAUCAAUCUGUUUCCUCUUCUUUUGGUCACUUCCCCACCCACCCAUCUGCCACCUACCCAGCCAUCCACAAACAAGAAUGGGUGUUGGAUUUAUAUGCAACACUCGAAGCUGAUCCCCUCCUCUCUUACAGUAUUUUCAUCCACUGUCCUCACAGUCCAGAGGCUCAGGUAAGGAGACAUCAGGGGUGGGGUGCCAUGCUGACUAGGAACUGUUGAUUAAUGCAGCAGGCAGCUUUUUCUCUGUCUCUGUCUCGUUUCCUGCUGACCUGCUCUCUUCCUUGCUUCCCACUACUGGGUCCCCUCUCGUUCUCCAUUUUCCUGACUUCCCUUCCAUGAUAGCUUAGGGAACUGGAUCCUCAACCCAAUCACCAAGUAGGUAUUACAGAGCUCUGCAGAGGAGGUCAGGGGUCAGGCCCCAAAGAAUAAGAUAAAAAACAGCUCCCUCCGGGGUACCAAUCUUUAUUUUCAUCUCUUUUUCAUUGAUUGCUCUUCAGUCCUGUGGAAUUUAUAGGGAGGCUAAAGACAUGGGGAGAGCAAGCUUUAAAAUACAGCAUUUAGAAGCCAGGCAGUGGUAACCCCAGCCUGGCCUCUCUAGAUGCUGUCACUUCAGUUUUCUGAGGUCUGUCGUUUUCAAAGCUCUCCAAAUGCAUGCCGUCCAUCUGGUGUCUCAGACAAGGUUGGAACUGAGCAGGAGAGGACAAUAGCAGCCCCAUCAGAUAGCAACAUCUUGGAACAAUGCCCAGGGUGCCAAGGGUCUAAGUUACAGACUUAUUUACUCUCACAUCUAUUCAAGCAUCAACUUAGCAUCUGCUAUGGGUUGUGCAUUGCUCUAGACACCUGAGAAGCAAGAGUGGGCAAACGCUAGUGUCAAGUCCUUACCAGACUUGCUUUUUUGGUUUGGGAGGACAGCUAACAGGUCAUGUGCAGGAUGCAAACACAGUUCCCAGUGCUAUGUAGAAAUGUAAGAGAUGGUGAAGGAGCUCCAAGAGCUGGGGAGGUUUGGAUAAGCAGACAUUUAAGAGGGGGCCAACAUUGUCUCAGCCUUAUGGUUAAGAUCAAGCAGAGGCCUGGAGGAGGGAAAGAUGCAAGCUUAUGGGAGCAUUUUGGAGAAGAAAGGCAAGGGUGAAGGCCCCGAGGCAUUUGUGAGGAAGGUCAGUUGAGACAGAGUGAAGUGAGGAAAGAGUCCAAAGGAGGCAAAGUGUGGCAGCAAGAUUCAGAAGCUUCCUGCAUUCUAUUCGUGCAGCAGUCUGAGUGACAGUGACAUUGGAAGGGUUAAGUGGAGGACUGUCAUGCUUUGGCUGCUAUGAACAGAAUAGAUUGUGGAAGGGGGAGCUAGAAAAGGGAGAGGACUUAGGAGCUUCUUUGAAAAACUCAAAGGACAGAGGGUUGUCUUCACUGAGCAUCCAUUGUUUCUAUCCCAUAGGAUCUCUCCACCAGGCCUCAUGAGUUUUCUAAUCUUAAUUUUAAUUUAUUUUAAGUAUGUACAAAUGUGUGUCUGCAUGUGGAUAGGAGUGUGUGUGCAUGGGUGCUGGAAGAUGCCAGAGCUGGCAAAUCCUUUGGAGCUGGAGUGACAGAUUGAUGUUAGCUGCCUGAUGUAGGUGCCGGGAACCAAACUGAUGUCCUCAGAGGAUGAAUAAGUGUUCUCAAUGACUGAGCCUUCUCUCCAGCCCCAGGCCUGGUGGUUUCUAACACACGGAACACCAUGCCAGAUACUUGUUGUCAUGGACAUAUCUUUGUGGGACUUUGGCCCUAACAGGAAAAUAAAAUGUGUUAUAGGAGGUCACUGGACAGCUAGGAGGUCAAGCAUUCUCAGCAAAUCUAGCAUAAAUGGAGCCAACACUGCAGUCUCGCAGUAGCCCUGUUGUGUGGGCCAGAGUAAGCUUCAAGUCAUGGACAUGUUUAUACCAAGUAUUGGCCGGUAAGGUGAGCAGUUCAGUCUGGAGAACAACACGGCAGUGUUCUUGAGGCUGGAACCUAAGGGAGUACAUGAUGGUGAUACUAAUAGAUUUGGGGAGACCUGGGGCCAGCGUCUGACUGCUGGGAGGAGAAUGCAGAACUUAGAUCCGUAUGGAGACAUGGAGCUGAUGGAAGUAUAGCAGGUUCCAGGGUGUUGCUGGGAAAAUUGUGUUUGAAGAGAUUGAGACUGAUGUUAGCACAGCCAGGUGAGAUGGGCUGGAAACCAGCAAGACUGUCCCCUUGGGUGAGGACCCCGGAUGCUGUUAGGAUGGUUCCUGGAGGUACAGUAGCUGGGAGUGCAGGGACGUGGGGGCUCCAGUGGCUAACAAGGUCAGCAGGAGAAAUGAACAUCCAUCAUUGGCAUAAACUCCUGGUGUCUCUUGUCACUUAAAGCCACCUUUGAACAAAAAUCAUAAAGUGGCCUGGAUUCUGGGCAGAGUAAGACUGGGGUCUAGUCUCUGGUAGUGAGUGAUUGUCACAAGCUUCCAGUGGCAGGGGGCAUUAGAAAGUAGAGAUAUUAGGUCUGCAGGGGGCCCUCAUCAGUCCCAGCCUCUCCUCUCAUAUAGGGGAAAUCGGAGGUCUAGAGAAGAGGCAUACAUGGCCCUAGGCCAUUAUAUCUUAUGGAAGUUAUUAAGACCCUGGACCCUGUCUGAACUAACACUACAGUGCCAUCUAUCCCCGGUAGGCUUCAGUUAAAAUAACAAAAAACACUGCACAGCAGAGAAAGAUAGCCGGUGUGGUCACACUGGGACGAGGAACGAAGAAAGCGUGCCAGCAACAUCCCCAUCUUCUGGGUCCUGAGCAAAGGUUUGCAGCUAAAUUGAAGGAAACUACUGUUAGCAUAACUAACUAGUCCUGGUCAAAGUGUGGUCCUGUCUUUUUUUUUUUUUUUUUUUUUUUUUUUUUGUCUUAGCUCCAGUCUUUCCUGCAAAGUUGAAUGACAAGUUGUCAGAAUUGCGUUAGAAUUGCGUUAGGUUCUUUUCUGGGAACAACCUCUCCUGGCCAGCACCAGGCUUCAGCUCUUCCUUCUCUUGGGUGAACUCCCACUUCUUGGAGACGGUUGUUCAAUAGCCUGAUAGUCAAGGCACGUGAGCUUCUUUAGAGUCUGUACAUUCCUGCCAGGAUGUCUGCAUAUAGAGUGCUCAUGCCCAUGUUGAGAAAAAGCUAAGCAUCUCACCGAACUCAUGCUAUCGAAAUUACUGUGCUUUACUUAAUCAUGCAUUUGCACAUCUCUGCCAGUGACAGAGGAAAUCCUAUACAAAGAGUAAUUUAUCCAUCUUCAUCUUUAGCAUAAAAUGGGGGCUUGAAGCAGAGAGAAUGCGGUACUGCGUCUUUCUCUUGACCUUGACUAUGAUGGCCAUGAGACUGCUCUCAGAGGGUUGACUAGAAAGUUCUGCCUGUGGGUGGGACCAAGUGCAUUCAUGUGGCUUUCUUCAAGAACAGUUUCUGACAGUUCUCAUUCACAGACAGUUGCAAAAUCCCAGUAGCUUUUGUUGUGAAGUUCCCUGGCACCACAAGAAAAAACUUCCCUUUCAGAGGGAGAACAGCACUGGAAGACCUCUGACCUCCAGCAGGCACUUGGCAUGUGUGUGUGCAGGGGUGGGGUUUAUGUCCUUUGCUCAGCCUAGCCUUGGGCUUGGUUGGUCUCUGGGAAUUGGACAGACCUGAUUAUCUGUUCCCCAUGUCUCAAAGACCCAAAAGCCACUUCUUUCAGAAUAGUCUAGAAAACUUGUCAUAGUCUUGGUGCUGGAGCUGGGGCUCAUUUCUUAUCACUGCAGAAGAGGCUCCCAAAACGUACUCUGUUUCUCUGACCCAGGCAGGCUGCACUGCUGCUCUGGUGCAAAAGUGGGUGCAGGAGCAGCAAUAUGAGGGCAAGCAAGAGCCACAGUGCAGCCUUCUGCCUCCUCAUUUCCAUUCACUUCUGCUUAUGGUUGGGAGAUGUGUGAGCCCUGAAUCCAUCACCCUCUGUCUCCUUAUCACUGGUAUUAAUCAAGUUUUAAUAUUUCUGGGGUAAAUCCUGAGAUGAUUGUUCAAUUUCCUAAAUUUAUUCUAGGAUCAAAGCUCCUUUGUAUUUACCAGUUUAAAAAAUGUUACCAAUAGGGAAAGUCCCCUAUUUUCAAUAUAUCUUGGCUAUACAUUUUAGAUUCAUAUUGUCAGAGUCUAAGGAAGGAUCCUGUUGGGGUUUACCUGGACUUUCUCUUAAUGGUGGAUUAGCACUUUCAGCAUUGGCACACUAUCUGAAUGAUCUCUUGAUUACCUUGGCCUUUCUUAAUAUCUUGUAGUAGUGUUUUACAAUUUUCCCAAUCAAGAGCUUGCACAGAAGAGUCAUUUCCAUUUUCCUUAUGCAUUUUACUGCUCUUGUUGAAGGUCUUUCCUCCUCUGCCACCCCCUCUCCCUGAUAUGCUGUUGGAACUACACCUGAAUUCUGUAUAUUUAUUGACAACUUUCUAAGUUCCUUUAUAACUUAGGGACAAUUUAUUUGUAGACAUUGUUGGGUUUUAUACAUGGACAGUGAGUAGCAAACUCGUCUGUAUUAUCAGAAGAACUGUGGAUGGACACAGAUGCAUUGAUUCUUGGUUUGUCCAGGGAAUCAGGUUUACACAUGGGUGGUUGUGUGCGGGUGAACAAAGCAGAGGUGAGUUUUAACCUCCAUUUCCUCUGUGGCGGCGUGCUACAUAGCAACAGUCUUGAUUCUGAUAUUUCUCUCAUAUUGCUUUCUUUCUGUCCCAGAUCAGAUUUCUAAUGCAAUGGUGGAUCCAAGUGGUGAAAUGGGGCAUCUGUUCUCACAGAACCUGCUUUCAAUGGGUGAAGCAUAAUAUCCAUGAUACUGUCUCCCAUAGGGGCACAUUGACUGAUCAACCUGCCUAAGGAAAGCCCCCUUUAGUCCUAGUUUGAUCAAAGUUUUCUUUUUCUAAGUUGCUAUUGAAUUUUAUCAAUUUAUUUCUGUCUAUUGGUAAUAGUCAUGGUUUUUCUAUUUUGUUUAUGUGGUGAGUUUCACUGUAAUGUCCAGGCUGUAUUAUUCUUCCCAUCACUCUUGGGCUUUGUUGUCUAAUUUAGCAUAUUUUAUUUUAUUUUCUGUUAUAUAUAGGAUAGGUUUAUAUAUCUUCGUUCUUCUGUUGUUCUUUUUAUUUUAUAUAUAUAUAUAGUGUGUGUGUGCGUGCAUGGUGUGUAUGUGUAUAUGAUGUAUGUGCAGUAUGUGUAUGGCAUGUGUGUGGUAUGUAUGUGAUGUGUGUGCAGUAUUUAUGUGUGUGUGCAGAUACACCUGCUUCUGUGCAUACCCAUGGAAGCUUAACAGUUCUGUUCAUUUAAUUCCUGUUUUUCUCUGCAUGUGUCCAGCAUGCUAACCAUUGUGCAGUGGCAUUUGCUUAACUUUGGGUAUUUCCACAAUCCUCUUUGUCUUCGAUAUUCUUUAGUCUUUUUAAUGUUCUAAGGUGUAUGCACCUUUUGUAUUAUUUUGCUUGAUAUUCAUUGUUAUUUCUGAACCUGGAAGCUACUCUCUUUGAAUGCUGCUUCACACACGCACUCUCUUACUUUCUUGGAACAGGGAUGAAAUGCUCACUAGACCACAUUGCCGCUUUUUGCCCUUAGCCUUAGUUUUCUCAUUUCUAAAAGUAGGUCCUCUGAGUUGCAUUGCGGGUAAUUCCUUUGUUCUAUCAUUUGACCAUUACAUCUUUUAGUUCUUUUUGGUUCUUUCUUGGAGCUGCUUGACUGUAAUUUGCAGUCUUUGUUUCUUGCAUCUGUUUCCAAGAACUCUAUUUCGUGUCUUGGAAUGAAAUUGUCUAAUUGAGCUCUGUCAUCAAUUCCCUAACAGGCGACGCAAAGCCAACCCACGACUUCUAUGGGGGUCAGGCCACGGUGAUUAAUUCUCGGCUUUUACAGCUGACAUUUUGCAGAGAAGGGUUCAGUUUCCAUUUCUCUAUGCAUGGAGUUUCUUCUCUUCUGGACUUGUAUCUGAUUCUUCCUCUUGGAGAAUCCCUAGGCUUUAGUACCUGCACUCCACACAAAAGAAACGUAUGUUUAAUGGCCGUGACAUCUCACAGAUGCUAUCAAUGGAAAACUCAUCCUAUUUCUGUCUCUCCAGAUUUAUUUUUUGGCAGAUCAAUGUUAUAAUUUUAAGGCCAUAAAGUGGUUCGUCUUCACUGUCAGCUUCAUUGGAGUUUGAAGCACCUGGGAGAUACUUGUCUAUGACGCAUUUCCAUAGUGGUUUAGUAGACUCAUUCCGAAUGUUGGUAGCAGCAUCCUUUGGUCUAGGGUCUGGGCCUAAAUAAAAAGGGAAAGAAGGAGAAAGCCAACUGAGUACGUCCAUUCAUCACUCUGCUUCCUGACUGUGGACAUAUGAGCCUUGUCCUCCUGCAGCUGUGACCUCCUACCAUGGUAGCUGCACAGCCAUGCAUGAGCCAAGACCAACCUUUCCCUUCCUUAAGUUGCUUUGUCAGAUAUUUUGUCACAGAAACAAUAGUAACUGAUGCCUAUAAAUAUCUCAAUACUUAAAGAAAGCAAUUUUCAUGGAAAAACUAUUUGGACUAUCUGAUCUAUCAUUUUACUGAAAUUAAAAACACAAUGUAGGUUUUCUGUGUAAGAAAGGGGUUCUAAAAUAAACAAAUGGGGAGAGAGAGAGAGAGAGAGAGAGAGAGAGAGAGAGAGAGAGAGAGAAUGAUAGAUAAAUGUGCUCUGUUGCCAACUAAAAAUUAGCUGUUGGACAACGGCGAUAUACUGUGGAGGAUUGGCAGAGAAGGUAGUGUUUUUAUCCCCACUCAACUUUGUAACGAUGUAAGCUAGCAAAUUAAGGGAGUUCUCUUUUUCCUUUCUACCUCCCUGAAGUAGGGAUAACAGCAGCACUGACUGUUUUAGAUGUUUGGGGGGUGUAAAUGUGCUUAUUUAUUCGAACCACUUUGAAAAGUUCUUGGCACAUAGUUGUGUCAGAUAUGACAAUUCACUGCAUUUAAGAUAUAAUAAAAUGAAAGACAGCCUGCUGCUUCAUAACAGGUAAAGAUGGCUGUAGAUAAACUGUGACAAAGAACCAUUGGUUAGAGUAUGUCAAAAUGCAUAUUAGAAUUGCAUGGCUGCAGCAAUAGUGGCUGUUAUUAUGUAUGGAUAUGUGAGAGCAGAGAUGGCCAUCUUGGAGACAGAUUCAAAGUCUCAGGACGGAUAGGACUUUAUUCAAGCCCACCCUCAUUCUGACUGAGCUCCUACUUUGCGGUAGGCACUGCUCAAGUACUGCUGUGACGUGUGGUGUGCUAGAAAUAGUGAUGUCCUGCUAGUGCAGCACUCUACAGAGUGUUGGCCUUCUUGUUUGAGGUCUCUAUAGUUAACUUAAGUAGGCAGAUGUAGACAGUGUAUCUGACAUCCCCUUAAAGGGGGAUCUUUUAAGGGUCCCCUUAAAGGGUUCUUUAGCUAUGCACAUUAUCGCAAUGUCAAUAGCAUGUUGAGAAUAAUUGUGCUUGCUCAUACUCUGGCUUAUUCUGUUUAUAAACUCAGAAUGAGUCAAGCCUCGGAGUUGGUUAUGUCUUGUCUACGAUUUCUUUUCACUAAUAAGCUGGUACGAACACUUUACCAUUGUGACUGAGCCAAGGUUCUAAUUCAGAUUUACUUCUGUGUUGAAUGUCCCAUAAUCCUUUGGUCACACAGUGUGUGAGCUGGGAUGGUAUUUGUUUCUUUAGGGCUAAUGUUGCUAGUCACAGAAAUAUCUUAGUGUUUGUGCUCAUUCAUAGGACGCUUUCUGUCCUGUGCUAUUAUCCCCAAAUGGCAAGACUGUAAUUAUAAUGUGCAAAAAUGUAUUGUCUCACUGGACCAGGGUAUAAAAUCCAGUAUCAAGAACCCCCCAGUUUGUAUCUGGAGAGGUACUUCUUUUCUUCCAAGAUGAUCCCUGAAUGCUGCAUCCUCCAGAGGGGAGAAAGGACUGGUCCCCUUGAGGCAGGAGAUGGAAAUAUAUGGAUAACAAACCCAUUUUUGCGAGCUCUUUAUAUAAUAGUAUUCAUCUAUUUUCAGGGAUUUCACUCUUGUGAUUAUUUUAUCUCCCUAGACUCUACCUCCUAGUGCUAACAACACAUUGGAUUUUUAUGCAUCCUGAUGGGAACUUGAAUUUUCAAACAGUAGCCAUUUCUACAUACUAAUUUUUCUUUCUACUCAAAUUUCCUUUGCUUCUUUCGGAUACAUUUAAUAGAGUCUGCCUUUUAGCCUUUUGGGGGAAGAACAGAUCUUUGACAUUUCAAUAAGAAAUCAGGCACAUAGAGGGAUGCCAUGAAAUUUCUCAUGUGAUAUCUCUUUAAUUGGUGUUUGGGUCAGGGUAGAUUCUUAGAUUGUUAUUAGCUUCUGAAGUGUCAUACAGGCACUAUGCUCUUAGGGUAAUCUAACAACACAGAAUGGGUUCCAGUCUGAUAUUACAGAUGAGAAAAUAAAUCCAAAGAUCAGAGGGGCUGAAGUGAAAGCAGUCAUGGAUUCAAGGCACAUAGUAAACUCCAGUGCAGAGGAUUGGGAGGGGAAGGAAUCAGAGGCUCGUCCUGGUUGUUGGUGUUGUGUGAUCAUCCUUUCAUGGACUAGGAGGGAAGAAAAAAUGUAUUCAUGAAGAUACAAGGUGUUGUAAAUUCUCCUUCCUAUGUCUUCCCUCUCAAGAGUACUCUAUAUAGACCCCUUCAACUGGGUCUUCAGCAGGAUUCAGAAAGGGAACUAGCUUGCCCAGUGUGACCUUUGAAUGUGAUUUAUGAAAUAAGAUAUAUUCAAAUUUUCACCACAUUGGAGCUAUUCAAUUUUCUCUAAUAGCCUUUAUCUGAGAGUUAUGUCUAUUCGUGGCAGUUACAACCAGUAAGUCAUUAGCUUAGAACAUGGUGAUGGUUAAUUUUAGCACCCUGGGAUCUGGGCCCAGUGGGGAAGGUCUCUCUCUUCUGCAAAUCAAGGAUAAGCAGCAUUUGAGCAGUUGGGUAAUAUUUAUAUCAGGGAAAGUUAGAAAGUAAGAAGUAAUCAUUUAAAGUUUGAAGAUGUAAAGGCCUUUGAAUACUUAGAGUUGAGUUGGCAGAAUGGCCUCUGGCUUCUUUCUGCAUUUAUGUGCUUUCGCCAAAAGAGACAUGCCAUACUCUUUAUACCAAGUGUAUAUAUAUAUAUAUAUAUAUAUAUAUAUGUAUAUAUAUAUAUAUGUAUAUAUAUAUGUAUAUAUAUUCACUGGUAUAUGCAGAAUUCUCAUUUUAUAUUAAUUAUGUACUCCAACUUAUUGAAAAAUACAACCUGAUGUCCAAGGUCAUAUACUAGUGACCUUGGAAGUCUAACCCCUGAAUGUAUAUUCUUAGUGCACAGAGCUCUCUGGCAGGUGAGGCUCAAAAGCCCAGACAAGCCCUAUUGCAGGGAAUACUCCAAGUCUCAGAGUUUGGGCUGUCAGUCCUCAGUCAUAACCUUUGGCAAGAAUCCCCAGCUUAAUUAAGCACCAAGAGCAAUAGGCUCCUGGGCAGCUUUUAAAGCAAGGAGAAGCUGGGUAAUCAUUUCCCUGGAACCAGGGAGGCUACAUUUCAAGACACACCAUGGAGGCAGCCAUGGGUUUCCUGAUUCUAAACAAAAUGCUUGGUGGAAGCCGCAUGGUGGUUUGCUUGGAUGGAUGAUGCCAUUUAGAGAAUGGGUAGUGUAUAAAUCAGGCACUGGUAAGCAUGAGUUCCAGUAGGGACAUCUUUCUGGUGAUGCCAUGUGUCUUAGUUAGAAUUAUGUUGCUGUGAUGAAAUACUAUGACCAGAACUAACCACAGUUCCAUAUAACAGCUCAUUAUCAAAAGCAGUGAGGGCAGGGAUCUGGAGGCAGGAGUCAUGGGGGGAUGCUGCUCACUGUCUUGCGCCCUGUGGCUUGCUCUGCUUGAUUUAUUUUAAAAUAGACCCUAGGACCACUAGCCCAGGGAUGGACCACCCAAAACAGGCUGGGACAUACCCCAAUGAUCACUAAUUAAGAAAUUGCCUAUGGCUGGAUCUUAUUGACGGAUUUUCUUAAUUGUGCUUCCCUCCUCUCUGAUGACUAGCUUGUGUCAAGUUAGCAUCAAACUAGCAAUACGUGUUUUUUUUUCUUUCUGACUCUCUAGAGACUCACACACAUCCCUGAUCUAGCUUACCUGAUCUAUCUCACUCCAAAGGACAGUAUGCAAUCAGGACCCUUGCAUUUAUUUUCCAAAGCUCCAUUGUUUUUCCUGCAGACACUGUGAGGCCUCGAUUGGUCUUCCUGCAGCCUGUCUCCUCAGCAUUUUCUAGGGGAUAACAAGCAGUUUAUGGGACAUGUGCAUGUCCGAAGCAUAGCUGUGAUUUUUACCAGUUUUUGGUCUUCCUCCCUGUGAACCUGUCUCUCCAUAUGUGUAUCACGCAGGGCUGUGGAGGCCUAGAGGGGAUCAGACUGGCUUUGUGAGUCCUGAGGUCUAUUGUGCCUCUUCCCUGUUUCUGUCACGCAUCUGAAAAACAGGGAUGACGUAGUGAACGCUUGUAAAGACUGAGUAUAAAGUGUUUAGAACAAUGUCUUGCAGUCCUUAAGUGCUUCUUCCUCUCCUCUCUUCAUGGUUAUUGCUGUUAUUACUGUGGUUAGGGGCUGGUCCCCUGGAUUCCCAUAAGUUCUAAUAACUUAAGAAUAUGAUUUAAGGUCCCCUAGGAAGAUUGGAUUGUUUAUUUCUUGUCACCACAGUGUUUGUAUUGACUAGUUUGUGAUGUAGUUUCAUAAAUAGAAUUUUUGUGACCUUUUAGGUAAGGUCUUAAAGGUAGAUAGAUUCAGUUUGUCAAGAGGAGGGUCUGGACCCUUUGUGUGCUUUGCUGAGGCUGUUCUGUGUCACACAGGGCUGUGGAGGCCUAGAGGGGAUAAGACUUGUUUUGUGAGUCCUGAGGUCUGUUCUGCCUGUUUCUGGGCCCCUGUGGCCUGACAGCUGUGAGAAGCCACCAUUGCUUUCUCCAGGGAGCCAGAGCUUUCUAUAUUUCAUGAGGCUCAGUCUAUUAGGAAGGGCCAGGUGGCAGCUUGCUUGGUUUCUUGCGCCUCCCCUGGGGAUGAGAGUCCUUGAAGUAUUUGAUUGCUGUAAGAUGCCUGGCAUCCCGGCUAGUGAUUUAGGGGUAGCUCCAAUGACUAUCUCCACUCUUACCCCAGAUCUGAGGCCCCGAUUUCAGAGGUCGAAGGAGAUUCAUUGUUAUCUGAAAAGCUUUUCCCUAGUCUUUCUGUUUCUCCCAUGUUUGCAGGACUCUAGUGUUCUCUCUGGAAGCUUCCAUCAUCUUCUGAAUUAGACCCUUGGUGUUGCUCUUCCUUGCUGGAGUCCAUCAAUGGCUUGGAAGCUCUAGUCUAAUCAUUUCACUUCCUUACCCAAACAUCUCCAGUGACUGAUUGGUAUUUGUUACUGCUGUAAAAGCUUCAGGGUGCAAAUGAACAGUCUUUUCUGUUUAUAUAUUAUCUCAUGAAAAUUCAUAAUGGUAGGGCUGUUUCUCAGAUGUAGGAAGAAGAGGCAUAUGUUGAAGACCAAAGGAACAAUGUUUGUCCAUGGGUUAUGUUAAUGCCUACAAUAUUACAAGGUUCCCUUUCUGCCCAUGGCAAACAGAUAUGAAGGCACAAAAAGUCCUAUUUGCUUCCUGAAUGAAGCCAUAUUCUCUAAGAGACUUUCUAGCUCUAAAGGUGGACUGACAGAAAGAGUGGGAUAUCAAGAUGGUUCCAUCACUUUUAGCCUGUGCACUCUGAAGUCUUGGAGAAAGAGGACCAGAGCAUAUCUGAUAGUUCUCCUCCCCCAAGCAGCUUCCUAACACUACUUCCGGGGACUGAGUGUUUCCCACAGUAUUUACUGUCUUUUCCCUGUGGUCAGUUGUACAGAACUCACCAGAUUAAACAAUCCCAGCUGUGCUGUGAGCUGUCCUCAGACUGUCCCAUUAGACAGGAGCAGAAACACUCUUUGGUGCUGGUUUUAGUGGAAUCCUUUACUGUAAAUAACCUUAACUUCCUGCAUGAGACCAGUCACCUUUGCCAACUGGAGAGCAGCAAAGCAGCCUCUAAUGGGAACUGGGAACAGAACUAAGCCCCCAAAUUGAUUUAUUGAGUUUAAUUAAGUCAGAGAUACUCAAGGCUUCAAGUCUUCAUGAACAGACACUCAUGGUGUGGGAGACAUGGCGUCCAGGAAAACACAGUGACUGAUAGUAUAAAACAGAGAAUCCAGGCAGCGAUGUAGUGGGGGGCAGGGAUUCCUCCUUCCUGUUUACAUCUACAUGUGCCCUUUCCACCUCAUCUACACUUCUCAACUCCAUUUCCUAAGAAAAGGGACAUUCCCUCCUUCACCUGAGCACAGUAUCAGAGCCCUUUGCCUGUACUUAAUCCUCAAAGAACUUCCAGAGUAGGUAUAGUUGAGGGAACCACGGUCACAGGGGUGUUGAUUUUCCAAAGUCAGGUGAUAGUUAAGUAGGGUUGAGGUUUGAAUUUAUCACCCUCUUUGUUUAAACUCUCUUUCAUAAUUAGUAAGAAGUAGGGUGUCCCUUUGAAACUGUUCUUGGUUUUCUGAUAGACAAUGUAGCUUUGAAUUGCUCUUAACUCUGUGAACCUUUGCUUCAAGGAUAGAGGAUGGGUGGUACUUGGGGCAGUGGGAUGCAGGAAAUAUGUAGGCAUCAGAAGUAGGUAGAGAAAUUGGUAGGGGAAUUCUGUGAGAGCUGUAUUCUGAGCAGUUCUCACAACUAAAAGUAAGGGUGGCAGCCAUACUUGAUACUUUAGCUGGGGCUUUCAGUGAAGGCCUUUGUAGAUGGGCAUAACCUCUGGGGAAUGGAGUCAUGCUUCUCCCCAUCUUCAUGUGCUCAGUACCUGUCUUCCAGUCUCAGAUGGGAAUUUUAGUGUACGCACUUUUCUCCCCUGUAACACAAUAAUAAUAAUAUAUCAUGAGUUAAUCAUGUAUGAAGCAUUUAAAAGGGCACCUGGAACACAGUCCAUGCUCCAUGAAUAUUAGCUAUUAAAAUUGUUAUGGGAUCUUCAUAAACAUCACCUAGAUUGAAUGUCUGCUGUUUACUAUCUUGCCUUGCAGAUAGUCUCCUCAUCUGUUUGUCUUCCCCAUGAGUGACAGCUAUGGUUCUACAGAGACCCCUGAUUAUGUGGUGGUCAUUGUGUAGAGUCCUGUGCUUAGUCCCACCAUGAAAAUGAAAAAUCUUAACAUAGAGCCUCUGACUAGGUUAGUGAGUGAUACACAGGAACUUCAGAUGUCCCUAAGGGACAUCCCAGCCUGCAGAAAGACACGGGAUGUAAGAGAACACCCUAACGAAGGGUUGUUGGUCUGUGGGCCUCACCUGCAUCAUCGUUGGGCAGCUGUGAAUGAAACACCCACUAUUCCUGUCUGAAGACACACAGAUAAUGGGUUAGAAAUGGCUGCCAGAAUGCUGUGGUCUCUAAGCCAUAUUUCUGGAAUCUCGUCAGAGAAACUCAAACAUUUAUCUGCUCAUAACUACUGUCCUUCCUUGGGGUCCCUCAGAGUCAAUGGAAUCAGAUCUCCAGGGCUUCCUCUAGUGUUCUACAGCUCCUUCUCCUUGGCUUUCAGAAUCCUUUGGUUUAUCCUGUAAAGGACCUUGAUGCUGUCAAUCAUCUUCUUUCCAGUCGUCUAACCUACCAUAAGCUUUAAUUCCCUGUGGGUCCCUGUUUUGCCUGGCCUCUGGGGUAUCAGGCUCAUGGGACAACAACAUGUGCCUCUCAGAGGAGGCAAAGCACAGUCUAAGAUAGGGGUCUCAGCCAAUGUUUCUCCAGGUGGGAAAUAGGGGGUGCUGGGAGGCUGUGCUUCUCAAGCUCCUGGGCACCCAGAUGCCGCUGGGAACCACAAGGACUUAGGAAUGGGGCCUGAGGUCUGCGAUGAGCCAGGGUUGGGGGCUCUGGUUUAGUUCUGUACUAUGUCAUGAUCUUCUUAGUGGGAUGUCAAUGGUCACAUGUUCCAGGACAGGUAUCUGAUCAGGAGCUAGUCUGAACACCUGCUGUUCUCAAUUACAGGUUUUAUUGGGGUUGGGAACUUUGCUACUACCUUUCCAGCUCUUCUGUCUCGUGGCUCGGUCCACUGCCCUACAAUUCCCUCUUCAAUAUUUUUGGUUUGUUUGCUUUUGCCUUUUCUUCAUGAUAAUGUUAGAAGUAAGAUAGAAUGCUCUCAUGUUGUCAUCUCAUCACAAUUAGAUUUUACCCUGGGAAACUGGGGCUUUUCUUUAUAGUCUCUGUGUUCUAGGAGACUUCUAGGGCCUCCUUGACCCAGAACAUUAUAGGCAAUUGCCAAUGCUCUUAGUUACCCACUAGAAUGAAAUUGUAAAACCCUAUUGCUGAAGACACUAUCUAUUCAGGUUAUAUGACAUUGAGAGAUCUGAGCUGGAAUUUCCUUCCUGCUGGUUCAACUUCAUAGCAUUGGAAGGUGCUAUUUAAGCUUCUAAGGGAGGGAAAAAACAUCAAUGUUUUUACACAAUUCUGUAUCCAUAAGCUACAAUGAGGACCUGCCUGGUAAGAUAUAUCUACCAGGGAUAAUACUGCUAUUAAAAUAGUAAUGAUCCACUCUCUGCUUGAAUUAGAGGUUCACUCUACAGGAAGAAAAUGAAAAGGGAAUGCGGAGAAGAUUCCUUCUGAAUCCCUGUAGGAGAGAUGUCAGAGGAGCUCAACAGCUGGGCAGUUAGUUUUAUGAGGGAGGAGGGCUGACCCUGUAACAUGUUACCAUGAGUUUUAAGAAAGCCAAGUGCACUCUCAGGUCCAGAAUUGGAAGUCUUGAAACCGUUCACUUCUUUCCAUUGGUAUGCUACUGUCUGAACAGAACAGAGACCUUUAUGUUCACUGACUUAACCGACAAGAAUUGAUAUGAUCUUAGAUGUAGGAAGUGUAGAGGUGGGCCGGACUACAGAGAGUCCGUGAUCUGGGACCCAGACAAUUUUCCUCUGCACAUAAGCUCUGUUCUGCAGUUAGCUCCUCUCAUGACUAUAUAAUUCUCUUCUUAUUGAAGUAGAAGUGAGUUGUCUUCUGGGUCUAAUAGGAGACUGUCUCUCUCACCUGAUGCCUCUGCUUAGAGAAAGAAAACCUUUCCUAAGAUCUACUCUGUCAUGACUCAAUGGCCUGAACUGAGUUUUAGGUCACAUCCUGAGCUCUGUACUUGCCGUUCAAGUGAAAUGACGUCAUUUAAAGCGGAGUGCAUUGGCUGCUUUUUAAGUAUGCGUAUGUCCUGUACAAUAUUGGCUGGCUUGUGUGUCCCAAUGUCAGUCACACACCAAAAGGGUAAAUAUUUGACAAUAGGACAAAGGGAAAGAUCGUAGCGGGUUACAGUAAGCCAGGGAUUUAGAAAGAAGGUCACAUCUGAGUCCUGUCUUACCUGUAUGAGGACAUCAGAGUGUGAAUCAGCUCAGAAGAGGAGGCCCAGUAGACCUUCUGUCUCACCUACUUUGGCUUCUUAUAACCCAGAUUUGAGAAGUGAAGAGACUGGACCUCCUCUCUUAACGAACCCAUCCUGGCCUGUCUUUUCAGGGGCCAGACCGCUGUGGGCAGGCACUACUGCAGAUUGGAAUGAACAUGAUGGCACUACCUGGAGGCCGGCACCUGGGUUCCAUUCCUCUGCAAGAGCAGAGGCUACACUUCAUGCAGGUGGACUCGGUUCAGCGCUGGAUGGAGGAUCUGAAGCUCAUGACCGAGUGUGAGUGCAUGUGCGUCUUGCAGGCAAAGCCCAUCAGCCUGGAGGAAGACACGCAGAGUGACCUUAUCCUAGCAGGUGGUCCUGGACCAGGAGAUCCUCUGCAGCUGCUCCUGAAGCGGGGCUGGGUCAUCAGCACAGAGCUUCGAAGGAUCGGGCAGAAGCUGGCCCAGGACCGCUGGGCACGCGUGCACAGCAUGAGUGUGCGUCUGACGUGCCAUGCACGUUCCAUGGUCAGCGAGUACAGCACCAUCAGCAGGACAACCUCGCAGGAAAUGGGCCAGGCAGAGAAGCUGCUCAUGGAGAAAUGCUCCGAGCUCUCUGCGGUCACUGAGAGGUGCCUCCAAGUGGAAAAUGAGCAUGUUCUGAAGUCAAUGAAGGCCUGCGUGAGUGAGACCCUGAGCAUGUUGGGCCAGCACUUUGGCCAGCUACUGGAACUGGCCCUCACACGGGAAGUGCAGAUUUUGUCUUCUCAUAGAAGGCCCAGGAAGGCAGGUCUCCAAAUCCACAGUUUCCAGGGAAAACUUGAACAACUGCACUCAUUAGUAGGCACUUGUGAGAAAAAUCGAUACCUCAGACAAUAUCUACAUCACGGAAUCUACCACAGGGAACCUCUUCAGCCUGACCCAGGAGGGGGCUCCUUUGUGCCGCAUCAUAGCCAAGGAAGGUGGGGUUGUAGCCCUCUUCAAGGUCUGCCGGCAGGACACCUUCCGGUGUUUGUACCCCCAGGCGCUCCGCACACUGGCCUCUAUCUGCUGUGUGGAAGAGGGUGUCCAUCAGCUGGAAAAGGUGGAUGGUAUCCUGUGCUUGACGGACAUCUUGACUGAUGAUAGCCACUCAGAGGCCACUCGAGCUGAGGCUGCAGCCGUGGUAGCCCAGGUUACCUCUCCACAUCUGUCUUUCACCCAGCACCUCACUAGCUUUCUGGAGAACAUGGAGGAGAUUGUGACAGCCCUAAUCA
Rattus norvegicus (Norway rat) is the source of this 24432-nucleotide messenger RNA. The record is from RefSeq and is a predicted model, not a curated record. Lineage: Eukaryota; Metazoa; Chordata; Mammalia; Rodentia; Muridae.